AUUUAGAGCAUCAUGAGCUAUGCAACUGACCACCAAGCCUGGAAACAGAGAGUUCUGAUGGAAGACAGAGCCAAUAAGAGCCUGAAGAAGAUCAGGAUAUAAACCCAACCAAUAGCUUUUAUAAAGAAUCCAUCAAGAAGUAUUACGUUACUACAAACGAGAGGCUCCAUGAGUCUCUACAGAGGGUUUUUGGUGAGAAGUUCUUUAAGAAUCGGCACCGGAUUCCAAAUACUAACAUGCCUGGUAAUAGAAGCAGUAGCUUUAAGCUGAUGCCUCCUUCUAAUCCAAAACCACCAACCUUCUUUGAACAGGCUUACUUGGGGAAAACAAGGCUAAAGAAGCUGAUAUCGGAGAGGUCAGCUUCGGUUGCCCGUGUUAAUCCCUAUUCUUACCAAAUUCAAGAAGACGCGAUUAGUCGGCAUUCCAAUGAAGGAAAAAUUAGAUCAGUUAGUAGAAGAAGUUCUAGAUUAGAUCCAAAUAAAGAUCUUGACCAACAGAGCGAUACUCAGAAAAGUGUGUAUGAGGAGCCACCUGAUCAGCUAAUCAGAGGCCAGAAGAGUUAUCUUAACAAGAGGGCUAUUGGAAAAGUCUUUAGGGGGCGUAGCCAAGCGAAGAUUUCAAGCCUUCGUAGUCAAACCAGCACGAAGCAGAAAAGACUUGCAAGAUUAAGACAGAAGUAUGCACAUAUGCUCAAGCUUGAUCGUGACUUUGUCAAGAAUACUCUUGAUUUAGAUGAUGAUGACCGUGUUAGUGUCAAGAAGGAAGACCAAGAGACUGAAGUUAAAUCUGAGCCUGAUGUCUCCCCUAACAAGGAGCUUGCAGAAAAGAAGGAAGAGGAAGACGAGCAAGAAGAAGAUGGUCAAGAGGAUAAUCCUUAUGAGGACCAGAACUAUAAGACUUUUAUCGCAGAGGAACCAGUUGAUGAACAGAAGCCAGAUAAUGUCUCUGAGGUCUCAAAGCGGAAUAAGCUUGACAAGAUCCUAUCUGAGCUACAUGAGGAGAGAAAGAAGCGUAAAGAGCUAGAAUCUGUCGUCCAGGAGCUUCUAUCUCGUAGCGGUAUUAGCAAAGAUCAACUAAGGCUUGACUCUUAA
This is a messenger RNA of Moneuplotes crassus, 1091 nucleotides long. The record is from the annotation of a GenBank genome assembly. NCBI's taxonomy places the organism in Eukaryota, Ciliophora, Spirotrichea, Euplotida, Euplotidae.